Molecule: messenger RNA, 816 nt
Organism: Notodromas monacha
Lineage: Eukaryota; Metazoa; Arthropoda; Ostracoda; Podocopida; Cyprididae
Source: the annotation of a GenBank genome assembly
AUGGCGUGGAAAAGGAAUUCAAGAGUUGAGUGGCUCUGGGUAGAAGUUGUGCUGGAAGGUAGUCAGGCGGGUGAGGUUGAGCGGCUGUCCGGUCGGGUGUGCCUGAAUUUUGUUUCUUUACUACGGACACAUUCCGCCGUAAAGAUGCCGAAGCCAAAUUCUGGCCUUACGAAGGAGGAGGAAAUCCUUCUGACUGACUUCGGCCGUAAUGUUACUGCGAAGUACAGCGCGAUUUUCUAUACAAAUGCGUUUCUUGUAUCCGUUAUUCCCAUUUGGUUGUUCUGGCGUGUGCAUUUGAUGGAGCCGCUGGAUUCCGCAAUAGUGUUCGUUGUUGGAUCUUUGAUCAGUACGUAUCUCGUGGCGUUCGCCUACAAGAACACGAAGUUUCUACUGAAGCAUAAAGUUGCGUCUAAGAGGGAAGAUGCGGUGACCAAAGAAAUGUCCAAGAAACUGUCAGAGGAUAAGAAGAUGCCUAAGAAUGAGAAGGACCACCGUGUUUUGUGGAAGAUCAAUGAAGUUGCCGAUUAUGAAGCGACUACCUUCGCCAUCUUCUUCAACAACGCGAUCUUCGUUGCAGUCUUGAUCAUCGCUUCCACCUACGUUCUGCGUUCUUUUUCUCCUUCUGUGAAUUACCUAUUGUCGAUGGGGGUUGCCAGCGGCCUGAUAGCCUUGCUUUCAACUGGAUCGAAGUAAAGCAAACAAACAGGAAUUCGUUUUGCCGGCCGGCUCAGAUAUAUUCAUUUUAUUUUUGGUUGUUCUUUGUGUCUGUGUCUACUUGUUGAUGGAGGAAUAAGCAGGAGUGGAUGAGAACCGAGA